AUGGAGUCACAAAGAGGACAACAGACGACUACUGCUGAAAUACUGAUAAAAGCUGGGUGUGAUGUUAACAUCGCUGAUAAAAACGGCGUUACACCUUUAAUGAAAUACGUGGAGAUGGGUAAUCUUGUUUUAGUUAAAGAACUUAUUGACCACGGUGCAUCUGUCAACGCUAAAGAUAACAAAGGAUUAACCCAUGGUAUGGACAUAAACCAGCUGAACUCAUGGAAUGAAACUCCACUGUAUUUAGCAACUAUAUACAGCAAUGAACAGAUGGUGAAGUCGUUAAUUAAAUCACAUUGUGAUGUCAAUAUUACACCCGUCUUACUGGAGUCUAUAAGAAGACGGGAGACGACUAUCGCAGAAAUACUGAUUAAUGCUGCUGGAUGUGAUGUUAACAUCGCUGAUAAAAAUGGUGUAACACCUUUACUGGAGUCAGUAAGAGGAGAACAGACGACUAUCGCUGAAAUACUGAUUAAAGCUGGGUGUGAUGUUAACAGCACUGACAAAGACGGUGCUACACCUUUACUGCGCUGA
Messenger RNA from Patella vulgata (common limpet), 534 nucleotides. RefSeq names its product serine/threonine-protein phosphatase 6 regulatory ankyrin repeat subunit B-like. The coding region runs from base 1 to 534 and encodes 177 amino acids. Lineage: Eukaryota; Metazoa; Mollusca; Gastropoda; Patellidae. Gene Ontology annotation, molecular function: protein binding. The transcript is spliced from 3 exons. The record is from RefSeq and is a predicted model, not a curated record.